CGCUAUACAAAUACAGGCCAUUUACCAUGUAAUUUAAUAAAAAUGUGUCUAAUUUUUAAUUCUGCAAAUAUCUAAUUGAAGAAAACAUCUGAUUUGAUGAAUCUCCUGCAUUUAAAGUGGUUGGCAUGUCCCACUAUUGAACUUCUGCAGUAAAUAGUGUUAGCCUGGAGCACAUCUGUUCAAAGGGCUAAUCCACAAAAGGCUGGUCUCUGUGCGCCCACUGGGCAACCCCUUCAGCUGGCACAAACAAGCUGUACAACAAUAGUGUUGCUGAAGCUAGCGUUGGCCAAAGAGAGCUAGGCUAAGCUGCUCUGCUAAGCAAGCUGGUUUCCAAAGCUUCACUCUGGGUUUCCCCAUUAUCUACCCUGCAGUGUCUCUUUCUUCACUGCAUCACUGUUUUACUCACAUUUAUGUUUAAUUUCUCUGUUCAUUGCACCACAUGCCUGAUCAGGUCACUUUGCUUUGCUCUGUUGUUGUAGAAGUUCUGAACUCAGCAUCCAGCACCUGAUCUGGUCCAGAAGAAGCACACACAAAGGAGCAUUUGACCAAAGAUUUGUGUAGUCUGGUACAUUGUUGUGUAUGUGCAGCGUGUGUUCCAGCACUUAACAUUACGAGGUUUCAGCAGCCUAAUAAUAAGCAAUCUAAUAAGCUCAACCACUGUAUAGACUACGUAUAAGACAAAUGGAGGUUUGUAUGAAUAUGUGUCCAAACAGACUGAGUCUUUGUAAAAUUCAAAAUCACCAGUCAUUCAAACAGUAAAACAGUCAUUCAGUGUCCUAUGGUUUUUAAUGACUUCAUCAGUUUUAGCCCCCCUCUACUACCCCCUCUUCUACUACUACUCUUGGUGUGCUUGGAUCAGUGUCCUGUUGCAUUGCCUCACAUCUGACUCUACAAUGCUUUGUUGUACAGACGAGUUCAUGAUCAGAUCCUGUGGUUGCAUUCAAGCCCAAAUCAUCAGCGCCGUGCUUGAUAGCUGGUUUGAUGUGUUGGUGCUGUUUGUGGGGUUGCCACUUUGCAACACUAACCUGUGCUGCAUGUUCUCUGUACUGAACAGAGGCGUUCCCCUGGCAACCCUUACAAAGAAGCCACAAACUGUAAUAUUGUAUCGUAUGGUGGCUGUAAUGCUCGUUGAUGAUUAGUUAAGUCAUUUGAUUAGCAGCAGCUCGCUGCUCCUAAAGCUGUGGAACACAGCUGUGCUUUCUUCUUCUGCAUUUUGACUUAGUGCAGCAUGGCGUUAUGAUAUUAUAGCAGUAGUCCAUUUGAGCUUAUAGCUAUCUGCUAGAUGAUUUUCUUUCAUUAUAUGUAAAACCCGAGGAUUUAAAGAGGGUGUACUUUUUGAUUUUACCAUAACUUUAGUCCAGCCUUCAAAUCAAGAACGUCAUUAGCUUCAUUAGCUUUGACAGGGUGUCCAAAAUUAAAAGUUACUUUACAACCCUGUUUCUCAUCAGUGUGAAAUAAAUAAAGCUGUGUGACAGUGAUUGUAUUAAGUCAUGUGAACAAAAGCUGGGUGAUGUUAGCCUGUCCCAUCCCAGCAGAGCGCCUCUUGUGCAGCUCGUCUUCGUUCAGAGUGGAAGCAUUGCACUGACCGCUUCUGCAGUGCUGCUUUUCUAACACUGUGUAUAACCUUUCUCCGUCACUGUGAAGGAAUGCAAAAAAUGUUUGCUCAGCCUCCCCUGGUGUUGCAACACGGGCAGGCAAGCGUGUUCUUAUGGUGGACUUGAUCGUGCUCACAUGUGAAACACAGAGACUCAAACAGAGACGACUUAGUUCAGUCACAGAGAGGCUGUUACCUGAUAAACGGUGUUGAAGCCAAAUCACAGAUGUUUUCUCUUUAUUGCUCACAUCCUGAUACAUCACAGUUGCUUUCUGAACACUAUUUUCCUGUUGGAUCAGCAUACACACGUAUGUUGUCUUCAUGCUACAGGUGGAAGUGAUCGUUCUCAUGUCUCAAGCCCAGCUGAGGAAUCUGACGACAGCGUCUUUGUUUUUGUCUCAUUGUGUUUGAUAAAAAUGUUUUUGCACUGGCCCAGAGCAGAAAACUAACAGGGCUGAGCUGAUAGGCUGGCCUCAGCGCUCAGGGCAUUCACACACAUAUAGCAGCAGGAUAGUGUUAGCUAUUGGUAAGGUUUUUACUCUCGUCUCUGAGAAGUUGUUCAUAUAUUUAUUUUUCAUGUGGCCACCAAGUAGAUUAUUUAUUGUAACUCAUUUUGUUGCCUCAACCUUCACCAGAAGCCUUGAAUUUGAACGUGUGGCAUUAAACAGAAAAGGGUCUCAUGGUCUCUGUGAGCAGCGCUGCUGCUUCUGUGUCUCAGUAGAAUAAUAGUUAAAAGUUGUUUGGGGUCCACACAGUGAUGCAAACCAACAACACGAAGCAUUAGAGCUGAACUGACCCAACGUAUGUCCAAAGAAACAAACAUUACUGUUGGCUGACCUUCAUAUAAUGAUCGUUGUGCUUUCAAUAACUGAAUAAUUAUCUUUGUCCAGCACAGUUUUGAUCUCACAGUCCUUUUUUAUGAUGGAGUAAAAUAACAUUGUCACAUACGCUCUUCAGGCCGUGUCCAGAAUCAGGGCUGGAAGUGUCAUGCAGGAUGUGCUGCAAUAGGCACAGUCACUAAAAAUAGAGGUGAGCUUUAUAUUUAGGGUAAAACGUGUUGCCUGCAGAGCAGGGUGGUGCUGCUGGAGUCAGAGCUUGCUCUGCCAUCUUGUGGGCAGCCAGCUGUAACUGCAGCGUGGGUGCAGACGGUGAAAAGCCUGUCAUGUGAUGUGAUCCUUUCUCAGUGAGAAACAUUUGAUGCUCAACGGCAAGAAGGAAUAGGAAAAAUGGUGUUUGUAUGGCACGGAGCUUCAUUUGAGGUGACAGGAGGCUGAAGAGGAGCAGCCACAGGGGACUGUGGAGGGAACAGAGGAGGAGAACGCGGGGCUGUUCGCUGAGAGCAGGAGUAGGAGGAGAAAGGCAACGUGAGGGAAGCAGCAGCAGGAGAGCACCAUGAGAUUCCCAGUAUGAAGGAGCCGGAACAUUCAGCUGGAGGGAUGCUGCUCCUGCUGCUGUUCUACAUUCGAGUCAAAGAAUCGAUCUACCGACGGGGGGCCAGAAGAUGGAGGAAGCUCUACCGAGUGAACGGACAUCUCUUCCAGGCCAAACGCUUUAACAGGAAAGCCUACUGUGCCCACUGUAGUGACAGGAUAUGGGGGCUGGGCAGUCAGGGCUACAAGUGUAUCACCUGCAAACUGCUGGUCCAUAAGCGCUGUCACAGACUCAUCCCUCAGACCUGCCAAAGGCUUAUGGAUCCAGUCAUGCCAUCACAGAAGCCCCCUUCAGAUGCCCAGAGUGCCGAGGUGGACCUUCCACUGGAUGACACAGAGGACACAGAUGGGAUACCGUUUUUACCACACAACUGUGCAGUGAAUAAAGCAGAAGACGAGACAGAGGAUAUCAAAGCAGUAGUUGAUGGCAUCGAUGGCAUUAAGAUAUCCCAGGGACUGGCUCUCGGGCUGGCUGACUUUGACCUGAUUCGAGUAAUAGGACGAGGCAGCUAUGCCAAAGUUCUGCUGGUGCGGCUAAAGAAGAACGAGCAGAUGUACGCCAUGAAGGUGGUGAAAAAGGAGCUGGUCCAUGACGACGAGGAUAUUGACUGGGUGCAGACAGAGAAGCAUGUUUUUGAGCAGGCCUCGACCAAUCCCUUCUUAGUCGGCCUCCACUCCUGUUUCCAGACAGAAAGUCGGUUAUUUCUAGUGAUCGAGUAUGUGAACGGUGGGGAUUUGAUGUUUCAUAUGCAACGACAAAGGAAGCUCCCGGAAGAGCACGCAAGAUUCUAUGCUGCUGAAAUCUGCAUCGCUUUGAACUUCCUACAUGAAAAGGGCAUCAUCUACCGUGAUCUGAAGCUGGACAACGUGCUCUUGGACCACGAGGGACACAUCAAGCUCACAGACUACGGCAUGUGCAAGGAGGGGAUCAGACCAGGUGAUACCACCAGUACUUUCUGUGGCACUCCAAACUACAUAGCGCCUGAGAUCCUGAGAGGAGAAGACUAUGGCUUCAGCGUGGACUGGUGGGCUUUGGGCGUGCUGAUGUUUGAGAUGAUGGCUGGAAGGUCCCCGUUCGACAUCAUCACUGACAAUCCUGACAUGAACACAGAGGAGUACCUCUUUCAGGUUAUUCUCGAGAAGCCCAUUCGGAUCCCAAGGUCUCUGUCGGUGAAAGCUGCCGGCGUGCUCAAGGGCUUUCUAAACAAGGAUCCCAAGGAGCGGCUGGGUUGUCAGGUCCAGACAGGCUUCACAGACAUCAAGUCCCACACGUUUUUCCGCAGUAUAGACUGGGAACAGCUGGAGAAGAAAGAAGUGACGCCGCCCUUCAAACCUCAAAUCUCUGAUGAGUACGGCCUAGAAAACUUUGACACGCAGUUUACUAAUGAACCAGUGCAGCUAACACCAGACGAUGAGGACGUCAUCAAGAGAAUAGACCAGUCCGAGUUUGAGGGAUUUGAAUACAUCAACCCCCUGCUGCUAGCCACAGAAGAGUCUGUAUGAAGGAGAAACCAGCGUCCUCCUCCGAGCUGCUGUUCAAAAACAGAAACAAACAAACAAACUUGCAAGCCAACUCAACUCAGAAAGGCGACAACAAGGAGGAAGUUCCCCCUGGACCUGUCCACAAGGCAAACGGGAGGAGGGAGAGUUUUUCCCUGGGGAGCCGGACGCCGGACUACAGGAACAUUCCCUGACUUUAUGCGGUCUUCUCCUUUUCUUUGUUUGGUCCUGUUGUCCCUGUCAGUCCAUCCUCGUGUCAGAGCAGGACUGGCUGUGUGAGCGUUUCAUUCUGUGCCUGCCACCAUCAACACGUUUCAGCCCAUCUCACGCCCUGGAUGAAUACGACGGCUCUGCGGAACAACUUUAAAUAAUUUUAUGUGCAAUUUUUUUAUUCUUCUUUUUUUUUUUUCUAUCUUGGUAGGGGGGCCAUGCCUCACACACACAAGAAUGUACAAUGACAAAGGAGAAAAUGUUGUUAUUGUGUAUUAUGAUGUAGCUAGUGAAUCCAAAAUUGAUGAUGCCUUUUAUUGAUGCAAGCGGCACAUGUUCCUCCAUAACCACAAACUUUUCUUUGUGUUCUGUUGUUUUCACAAACAAGGGGGUGACAACUUUUUAUUUAAGAAGUGCCUCAAAGAUCAAAUGAUUUCCCGUGUCUCUGACUGCACCUCUAUCUGUUCACCUGUUACGGCUGCAGCAGGUAACGCAGCUGAAACUCUGCCAGGGUAUGUCCGAACUCUCGUCCAGCGUAUGGAGCUCGCUAAGCUGCCUCAGUCCCCACACACAAACAAACCUUCUUAUUUUUAACGAAUCGUUCAAAUAAUCAACAUUUCCUGUGAAUGUGUAAUUGACACAAGCAGCUGGGAGGAGACCUGACCUCUUUCCUUACACAUGUGUAAUUGUAAUAUUUCCCAGUGAAGGUCCGCGUUAUCGUCACAUAGGUGAGGAGCAGCAGACAGACUUGGCCCAUGCCUGCUGUCAGACGUUGGCUUCAGCUUCCACAGUAAAUGCAGCUUUGGGUUCCUCCUCACCAGGUGCUGCUGCGUGACCAUCUGUGUGACCUGCUGGGGGAAACUGGUCACCGUUUCCUUUAUGUGCUCACUGUGUGGUUCCAUGUCUACAGUGACCUGCUGCAACGACAGCUGGAAAUCUGUUUGCAAGUCUAAAUGAAAUGGGAGAACAGCAGAAAAGCCAUGAGAGCUUUUCCGUGGUGUUCACAGACAUUAGUGGGUCUUCCCUGUGUGGGGGAACAAAGCUUUUUUGGGUUAAAUUCCAGGUGUGUUACUUUGGAGUUUCUCUCGACGCCCAGUCAGUCUCAGCAAAGGCCGCCCUCCCUGAGCCUGGUUCUGGCAGAGGUCUGUUCCCAUUAAACAGGCGUUCUUCCUCCCUACUGUUGCCAAGCUCUGUUUAUAGAGGAUCAUCUGAUUGUUGAGGACUAUGCCUACAGUACUAGAGAUACUGUAAAAAAAGUGCCCUGAGACAACUGCUGGGGCGCUAAAGAAAGAAAAGUGGGUCAUUCCCAGUCUCAGCUGGAAUGUUCUGGAUGAGUGUUAGUCAGGGGUUGGAGGAUUAGGUCACUAUUAUAAUUCAUGCCCUCCAUCAUGCAGCUGCUGGUGCACAACAGCUAUAAAACCAGUACGAAGCCAUGAGUUUGUCUUUACUAUAUAAUGAAGUUUUCAGGACACUUUAAGUCUGUAUACUGCCUCCUUUUAUACACAGCAAGCAACAUAUCAGUACCUAACUGAAGCUUUGAUGUUUUAAUGCUGGGACAUCAGUGAGCACACAUUCAUGUCUCCAACACAACUCAGUGCUUCUGAUGCAAGCUGUGUGUAUCUGCAUACAUGUUCUUCUGAGGGAGGAGAAGCUCUCAGUUAGCUGUUUGUGAUUAAACUUGACCCACGCUAAUUUAAUACCCUCAUAAUAGGAUUAAUUAGCUGAUCAGUCACAGGGCCUCAAUUAGCUGCAGGCCCUGUACAGGCAGGGAGACGGCGUAAUGAAGUUCCAGUCACAAUGAAAAUACACACCUCUAAUUUAAAGAAGCAUCCUCCUCCUCCAACCCCGACACUCCAUCUCACAGACUGUAUUUUAUUACCUGCACACAGGUGAUACAUUAGUGAUGCUGUUUUUCCCCUUAAGGGACCAAUGGAUAAACUGGAAGCUCUUGACUCCACCUUACAGAACAUGAAGGCCGCUCAAACCCCAUGAAGGAUUAUUGAACUACAGUUCUGCUUUUACAUAAUGCUGGCCAGGUCUGCUUCAUUUAGCUUCAUCGCAUCUUUGUAAAUAUGUGUAAUUAUUAAAAAUCAAACUGGUUUUCUGUGAA
Haplochromis burtoni (Burton's mouthbrooder) is the source of this 6844-nucleotide messenger RNA. RefSeq names its product protein kinase C, zeta (gene prkcz). NCBI's taxonomy places the organism in Eukaryota, Metazoa, Chordata, Actinopteri, Cichliformes, Cichlidae. Gene Ontology annotation, molecular function: protein binding; protein serine/threonine kinase activity; ATP binding. Gene Ontology annotation, biological process: protein phosphorylation. The record is from RefSeq and is a predicted model, not a curated record. Bases 3001 to 4527 code for a protein of 508 amino acids. The transcript is spliced from 15 exons.